Aspergillus viridinutans is the source of this 1467-nucleotide messenger RNA. RefSeq names its product glycoside hydrolase family 88 protein. The coding region runs from base 1 to 1467 and encodes 488 amino acids. Gene Ontology annotation, biological process: polysaccharide catabolic process. The transcript is spliced from 3 exons. The record is from RefSeq and is a predicted model, not a curated record. Gene Ontology annotation, molecular function: chondroitin hydrolase activity. Lineage: Eukaryota; Fungi; Ascomycota; Eurotiomycetes; Eurotiales; Aspergillaceae.
AUGGAUGAACAUGCACGGAAAAGAAUCAGGACCGAAUCAAAAGACCAGACGAAUGGGACAGCUGCGAAGACAGGUGUUGUCCCUCAGUCUGUCAUUCACGCACUCUACUCUGAAUCGGUGGCGGCAAAACUGUGGAAUGUGGCCAGCAGGGCUUUGGGAAAGAAUGAACCUCCCACCUUCUUUCCCGAGUACACAGGCAAAGAUGGCGCCACAUACGUUUACCGACACCUGAGCUUCUGGACGUCUGGCUUCUUUCCAGGGUCCCUAUACCUGCUGCUCGAGCGCCAGACCAAGUACAACAGCAGCACAGAGCCCCGAACUCCCCAUCCCCUCCUUCUUCAACACAGCUGCCAGUGGUGGACCGUCAACCUACACCAGAACGCCACCCUUAACACAACACAUGAUCUUGGCUUCAUGAUGGCCCCCUGGGCUAUCAAAGCGUGGGAGCUACACAGGGAUGCGAGGGCGUUUAGCAGUCUGGUGACGGCAGCAAAUACUCUUGCUAGUCGAUUCUGUCCCAAGAUCCAGUCUAUCCGCAGCUGGGACAUAUGCGUGACGAAGCGGUAUUCAUACACGGAUCCUUCCAAGGACUUCCUUGUCAUCAUCGACAACAUGCUCAACCUCGACAUGCUAUUCUGGGUCGCCAAAGAGACCGGCAAUCAGCACCUGUACGACGUCGCAGUGGCACACGCCCGCACAACGCAAAAGCACCAUAUUCGCGCCAACCACUCCACAUACCACGUGGUGAACUUUGACCAAGAGACAUGCAUGCCCAAGGAGAAGGUGACGAACCAGGGAUACAACGACGAGAGUUGCUGGGCCAGAGGUCAGGCGUGGGGCAUCCUCGGAUUCGCGCAGACAUUCCACUGGACUGGUGAUCCGUCGUUCCUGCAGACGUCGCGACAGCUUGCCAAUUUCUUCAUUGAGCACCUGCCUGGCGAUGGCGUGCCGUACUGGGACUUUGAUGCACCCGUCACGAGCGACUCGCCUAGAGAUACGUCCGCCGCGAUGAUCGCAUCGUGCGGGAUGCUCUUGAUCUACAGAGCGCUCAGGGCGCAGGGCAAGUACGACGAAUCGGAGCAUUAUCUCCUUGCUGUCAUGCGCAUCGUCGAAGGGACGUUGACCAAGUUUCUGAACCCUCCGACCUUCAAAUUCACUGUUCAGCCCUCCGAUCGGGGCAUCGAAACAUACGAGGAUGGGCUGCCCUGCGACCACGAGGAGAAGCCAGAACCUGGAUCUUUGGCUGUGGACAUGUCCGUUGCGACGAAUGGGAUAAAUGGCAGAGGGGUAAAUCGCACUGUGAGCAAGAAGGCAGCAGCAGAGACAAUCCUCACCGGUGCCACGAUCAACAACUAUGAGUUUGCUCCCAGAAGAUGGGCCAAUCAUGGUCUAGUCUAUGCAGACUAUUAUUUCAUGCUUCUGGGGAACAUGCUGCUUGAGUUGGGUUUGGUGCCAUCGUUGCCAUAG